Messenger RNA from Homarus americanus (American lobster), 1325 nucleotides. It is a transcript of the gene eIF3i, whose product is annotated as eukaryotic translation initiation factor 3 subunit I-like. The record is from RefSeq and is a predicted model, not a curated record. Gene Ontology annotation, cellular component: cytoplasm; eukaryotic translation initiation factor 3 complex, eIF3m. Lineage: Eukaryota; Metazoa; Arthropoda; Malacostraca; Decapoda; Nephropidae. Bases 84 to 1073 code for a protein of 329 amino acids. The transcript has 5 exons. Gene Ontology annotation, molecular function: RNA binding; translation initiation factor activity; protein binding. Gene Ontology annotation, biological process: cytoplasmic translational initiation.
UAGCCAGUGUGUGAGAGGAAGGACUACCCCAGACGGCAGCACCAGCAGGACCUCUUGUGUUGUCCCUCCUUCACCCUCCCACAAUGAAGCCUUUAAUGCUUCAAGGGCAUGAGCGUUCUAUAACGAAAAUCUUAUUUAACCGUGAGGGCGACUUGUUGUUCUCUGCAUCAAAAGACCCCAAGCCAAAUGUAUGGUAUUCCAUCAAUGGAGAACGCUUGGGUACUUAUGAUGGCCAUUCUGGAGCAGUUUGGUCCAUUGACAUCAAAUGGGACAGUUCUCUAUUUAUCACAGGCUCAGCUGAUCAGACUAUGAGGAUCUGGGAUGUUGAAACAGGAUCCAGCCUGGCAAACUUAGAGAUGAAGACUUCAGUUCGUGGUGUAAAUUUCUCUUACUCUGGCACCAUGAUUGCAUAUACCACGGACAAAAUGAUGGGACACAACUCGGAGCUCAGUAUUGUUGAUGUUCGGGAGCCAAAUAAUGUUGAUGCCACCCCAAUUAUGAAGACACAAGUGACUCCUUCCAAUGCAAAGGCAUUGUCAGUUCUUUGGGGCCCUCUGGAUGAAUAUGUCGUGACUGGACAUGAGGAUGGGUGCAUCAUCAAGUGGGACAUGCGCACUGGCAAGAAGAUGGAGGUUGGACAAGAGCACACCAAACAGAUAAAGGAUAUGCAGUUGAGCCAUGAUGGUAUGAUGCUAAUCACUGCCAGUAAGGACUCUACUGCACGCCUCUGGGACUUGGCUACCCUUGAACCUCUUAAGGUGUACAAAACAGACCGACCUGUCAAUUCAGCUGCAGUUUCUCCAUUGGUGGAUACUUAUCCUCAUGUUGUUUUGGGUGGUGGUCAGGAAGCAAUGGAUGUCACAACAACAUCCUCUCGAAUUGGAAAAUUUGAUGCUCGCUUUUUCCACCUUGUGUUUGAAGAUGAGUUUGCUCGUGUAAAAGGUCAUUUUGGCCCCAUUAAUUCUAUAUCAUUCCAUCCUAAUGGCAGAGGUUAUGCUAGCGGUGGUGAAGAUGGUUAUGUUCGUGUGCACGUGUUUGAUGAUGCUUAUUAUCAAUUUAAAUUUGACUUUUAAUAAAUUCAGACAAUUUAGUUUUAUCUAAAAGCCUAUAAAAAGACUUUUAAAGCUUUGCCAGGCUCCAAAUUGCAGCACUCCUUAACCGGGAGGGUGAAGGGUGGAUUGCUCUACAACCUAUCCUUUGACAGUGUGUAAAGGUGGAUGAGACUCCUACCCUCUGAAAUUUGUUAAAAUUAACUUUGGGUAAUUUUGCACCAAAUGAACUCAUUUGCUGUAUUAACAUUUCUGAAUAAAUGUAAUUUCAAAAGA